This is a messenger RNA of Vanrija pseudolonga, 1572 nucleotides long. RefSeq names its product E3 ubiquitin-protein ligase ORTHRUS 2 (gene ORTH2). Gene Ontology annotation, molecular function: DNA binding; ubiquitin protein ligase activity. NCBI's taxonomy places the organism in Eukaryota, Fungi, Basidiomycota, Tremellomycetes, Trichosporonales, Trichosporonaceae. The transcript has 6 exons. The coding region runs from base 1 to 1572 and encodes 523 amino acids. Gene Ontology annotation, biological process: negative regulation of gene expression via chromosomal CpG island methylation; protein ubiquitination. The record is from RefSeq and is a predicted model, not a curated record.
AUGACCGGCAUGAUCGAAGACACAGAAUACGAGGAGGAGCGAAGACGGCUGAUAGCUAGCGAAAAUGAAGCCCUGCUGUUCGACCUGGGGCUCGACAAGCCCGCGUUUGAGAAGAAGGCCAAGCCAAAACCCAAGCCCAAGGCGCCGAAGAAGCGGUCCGGGGACGACGAGUACAAGCCUGAGGAGGUGCGCCGCUCGAGGCGCGUGUCGGGGUUCCGCGCGCAGACGAGCGACUCGGAGGGAGGGCGCAAGCCGACCAAGCGCCGCCGCGGGCCGUCGCAGCCCAAGCGCAGGGCCGAGGACUAUAUCCCCCAGCGCAACGCGCAGCGCCUCGGCAUCCGAACGCAGGACCCAUGUAGCAAGCAGCACGGCCACAUCCCCGGCGUCGAAGUCGGCCGCUGGUGGGCGACCCGGAUGGACUGCUCCACCGACGCGGUGCACGCGCCGACCGUGGCCGGUAUCAGCGGCAACCGCGACGACGGGGCGUACAGCGUGGCCCUGAGCGGCGGAUACCCCGACGACGUCGACAUGGGCGACAUGUUCACGUACACCGGUGCGGGCGGGCGCGACCUCAAGGGCACGGCCAAGAACCCCAAGAACCUGCGGACGGCGGCACAGACGUUUGACCAGAGCUUUGACCACGUUAACAAUGCCGCGCUGCAGCGCUCGUCGAUUACGCGUAAACCCAUCCGCGUGAUCCGCGGGUACAAGCUCGACUCGGAGUUUGCCCCCGCAGAGGGGUACCGCUACGACGGGCUGUACAUUGUCGAGCGCGCGUGGAUGGCCAAGGGGCUCACCAAGGGCCUGCUCGUGUGCCGGUUCGCGUUCAAGCGCGUGCCCGGGCAGCCGCCGCUGCCCCAGCGCGCCGAGGAGGCGGAGGCGGAGGACGCGCAGGCCGAGGGUGUCGAGAGCGAGGAGAACGACGUCGAGGAGGUCGCGCAGGUGAUCGAAGCUGAAGACGACGUCGCCAAGCGGGAAACGAAGCGCAAGUCUGCCGACGCUGAGGCGGCCCCACCUCGCAGGGGGCGCGGCAGGCCGCCCAAGGCCGUAGCGCCGCAGGUGGUCGAGAGCACCGAGGUGCAAGCCGCGCGCCGCCGCUCCGAGCGCGUCCUUGCCGAGCUGUCUAUUGCGGAACCGCCAGAGGUUGACCUCGCCGAGGUCGAGCGGGGCAGCCGCAAGCUCGUCGAGGCUGCACAGCCGGAGGCGGAGGUCGUCCCGGCCAAGCGCGGACGUGGGCGGCCGCCAAAGACGCCCACGGCGACACCGACGAGCCCGCCGCGCCGCGCAUCCGGGGUCAAAGUCGAGGUGAGAGCCACGCCUGAGGUGACGGAGGUCAUCGCCAAACGCGGGCGCGGAUGGCCGCCCAAGACGUCCAAGACUCCAACAACGAUCACGCCGCGCCGCGCGACCCAGGUCGAAGUCGAGAUUAUCAGCCCCAGUCCACGCCGCGCGCGCACAUCCGUGUCCGCGUCUCCUGCCAAACGCAAGCCUCGUGUGUCCGCGCCUGGUCCUACCCCUGCUCCUGCCUCUGCUCCUGCUCCCCGCCGCGGCCGUGCCCGCCGCUACGUCUAG